ACUAUGACCCAGGAUUCGUAUGAUCGUCAUGAACUAAAAGUGCAGAUGUCCCACUUAACUCUCCAGAUCCGCAAGAAACCAAUAUCAACCAUCUAUCCCUCCCGAACCUUCCUUCUCGUUCCAAUCAAUUUAUUAAUCUGUUUAAUCUAUUUAAUCUGUUUAAUCUGUUAAUCAAUUUAUCUAUCAUCAAACAACACAGUUCCUUGUCUUUGCUAUACACCUAAUCCAAAGCUUCAAGUCAAGAGAAGCCCUUUACACGCAACACAACAAAGAUACCCGUCGAGGAACGCAAGCCAACAACCUUCACAAUGCAUCGCACAUAUUCUAUGAGACAAUCGCGGGCUCCAACUGCCUCGCAACUUCAAAACCCCCCUCCACCACCUUCGAGCACAAAAUCUGGAAAGUUCUUCGGCAGAAGCGGUCUUGGCCAUGCUAUGCGACUCAAGACACACUCUGCCCUCAACACUAGGGGACCAGAGCUUUCCAAAAAGCUUGGUCAACUCGUGAAGAUGGAGAAGAACGUCAUGCGCAGUAUGGAACUCGUCGGAAGAGAGAGAAUGGAGGUAGCACAACAACUCUCCAUUUGGGGUGAGGCUUGCGACGAAGAUGUCUCAGAUGUUACCGACAAGCUCGGUGUAUUGCUCUACGAAAUUGGUGAACUCGAGGACCAAUAUGUUGAUCGUUAUGACCAAUAUCGUGUUACCAUCAAGAGCAUCAGAAACAUCGAAGCUUCCGUUCAACCAAGCAGAGAUCGCAAGCAAAAGAUUACUGAUCAAAUUGCUCAACUCAAAUACAAGGAGCCAGAAUCUCCAAGAAUUGUCGUUCUUGAGCAAGAAUUGGUUCGUGCUGAGGCCGAAUCAUUGGUCGCUGAAGCUCAACUUUCCAACAUUACCCGUGAGAAGCUCAAGGCUGCUUACACCUACCAAUUUGAUGCUCUCCGUGAACAUUGCGAAAAGGUCGCUAUCAUUGCUGGUUACGGAAAACAUCUUUUGGAACUUGUUGAUGACACCCCUGUCACACCAGGUGAGACUCGACAAGCAUAUGAUGGAUACGAAGCUAGCAAGGCCAUCAUCCAAGAUUGUGAGGAUUCUUUGACCAACUGGGUUAACUCCAAUGCGGCCGUCUCUUCCAACCUAUCUACUCGCGCUCGAACUUUGUCUCAACGUCGACGCAACAAUAUUCAACGUAAUGCUCAAGGUCACGAUCUUACAGGCCAAGAUCAACCUUUGAAUGAUAACGAGAGUGGUCUCUGGAUACCAGCUGAAGCUCACAAGGGUGGCGAAGAAUAUGAAGAUGAGGAGGAAGAAGACGAGAUUGCUCAUUCGCAUCAAGGUAGCGUCACCAAUGGUGAGCUAAGAGGUCGUCAAGAAGAGCUCGCAUAAUGGUCGAACAACUUUUGAAUUCGGAAAAGAAUGACGCUGAAUGAGAAGAUUGUCUAGGUAUAAUCAGCUUGUGACGGUGUUAAAGGAACGGACUAAAUUAGUGGCGGGGUUUUCCCAAGAUCUCUUUAACUUUGCCUCGAAAGCUGCUGUUAAUGCGCUACUCGGAAUGGAUCGAUGCUUUUUUCUUUUCUCUUAAUGAUGAUAAUGUUGGAAUCGGAACGGGGUGGUAAUUGAUCACAUACGAUCAGAGCAUACGGGUGUGGACAUCGGGCAAAGGAGGAUUUGGUGAACUGGGGAGCUUAAAAGGGUUGAGGGGAUGGGGUGGGAACACGAUUAUGGGCUUGGAGGCUUUUGCAUCUGUAGUAUUUAAUGAAUGCUUU
This is a messenger RNA of Botrytis porri, 1762 nucleotides long. RefSeq lists its product as uncharacterized. Gene Ontology annotation, cellular component: plasma membrane; eisosome filament. Gene Ontology annotation, biological process: negative regulation of protein kinase activity; eisosome assembly; endocytosis. Bases 309 to 1382 code for a protein of 357 amino acids. The transcript is spliced from 4 exons. The record is from RefSeq and is a predicted model, not a curated record. Lineage: Eukaryota; Fungi; Ascomycota; Leotiomycetes; Helotiales; Sclerotiniaceae. Gene Ontology annotation, molecular function: lipid binding.